UUCCCCUCGCCCUCUCAUCAAACCCUACCACAAUUCUUUAUUCCCUUACUUUCUCUCAGCCGUCUUCACAUUCUCUUUUUUGAGUCUCGCUUUUACGUUGGUGUAUAGUGAAAAAAGCUAAGUAAUGGCCGGAAAAGGUGAAGGUCCGGCGAUCGGAAUCGAUCUCGGAACUACUUACUCUUGUGUCGGUGUAUGGCAACAUGACCGUGUUGAGAUUAUUGCUAAUGAUCAAGGGAACAGGACGACGCCGUCUUAUGUUGGAUUUACUGAUUCUGAACGUCUCAUUGGUGAUGCCGCUAAGAAUCAAGUCGCCAUGAAUCCUAUUAACACUGUUUUCGAUGCCAAGAGGCUUAUUGGAAGGAGGUUCAGUGAUGCCUCUGUACAGAGUGACAUCAAAUUGUGGCCUUUCAAAGUUAUUUCCGGACCAGGUGACAAGCCAAUGAUUGUCGUCAACUACAAGGGUGAAGAGAAGCAGUUUGCUGCUGAAGAAAUCUCCUCCAUGGUGCUUAUAAAGAUGAAGGAAAUAGCCGAGGCCUUCCUUGGAUCAACUGUGAAAAAUGCUGUGGUUACUGUACCUGCAUACUUCAAUGACUCCCAACGCCAGGCUACUAAGGAUGCUGGUGUCAUUUCUGGCUUGAAUGUCAUGCGUAUUAUUAAUGAGCCCACAGCAGCGGCCAUUGCUUAUGGUCUUGACAAGAAAGCCACAAGUGUUGGUGAGAAGAACGUUCUUAUCUUUGAUCUAGGUGGUGGUACUUUUGAUGUGUCCCUCCUUACUAUUGAAGAAGGUAUUUUUGAGGUGAAAGCCACAGCAGGAGACACUCACCUUGGAGGUGAAGAUUUUGAUAACAGAAUGGUGAACCACUUUGUCCAAGAGUUCAAAAGAAAGCACAAGAAGGACAUUACUGGUAACCCAAGAGCCCUUAGAAGAUUGAGGACAGCAUGUGAGAGGGCGAAGAGAACUCUUUCUUCCACUGCUCAGACAACAAUUGAGAUUGAUUCCUUGUAUGAGGGAGUUGACUUCUAUUCCACCAUUACUCGUGCUAGAUUUGAGGAGUUGAACAUGGAUCUUUUCAGGAAGUGUAUGGAGCCAGUUGAGAAAUGUUUGAGGGACGCCAAGAUGGACAAGAGCACUGUACAUGAUGUUGUUCUUGUUGGUGGAUCCACUAGAAUUCCCAAGGUACAACAGCUGUUGCAAGACUUCUUUAAUGGAAAGGAGCUUUGCAAGAGCAUCAACCCAGAUGAGGCUGUUGCCUAUGGUGCAGCUGUGCAAGCUGCCAUUCUAAGCGGAGAGGGUAACGAGAAGGUUCAAGACUUGUUGCUUUUGGAUGUCACCCCUCUAUCUCUUGGGUUGGAAACUGCUGGAGGAGUGAUGACUGUCUUGAUUCCAAGGAAUACCACUAUUCCUACCAAGAAAGAGCAGGUGUUCUCUACAUAUUCUGACAACCAACCUGGAGUGUUGAUUCAGGUGUAUGAGGGUGAGAGAGCAAGAACUAGAGACAACAACUUGCUGGGUAAAUUUGAGCUUUCUGGUAUCCCUCCUGCACCUAGGGGUGUGCCUCAGAUCACAGUCUGCUUUGAUAUUGAUGCCAAUGGUAUCUUGAACGUCUCUGCUGAAGACAAGACCACUGGACAGAAGAACAAGAUCACAAUUACCAAUGACAAGGGUAGGUUGUCGAAGGAAGAAAUUGAAAAGAUGGUCCAGGAAGCAGAGAAGUACAAGGCAGAGGAUGAAGAACACAAGAAGAAGGUAGAGGCCAAGAACGCACUGGAGAACUAUGCCUACAACAUGAGGAACACCAUAAAGGACGAGAAGAUUGGUUCUAAGCUAAGCCCAGAUGACAAGAAGAAGAUUGAGGAUGCAAUUGAUCAGGCAAUCUCAUGGCUUGACAGCAACCAGCUUGCUGAAGCUGACGAGUUUGAAGAUAAAAUGAAGGAGCUCGAGAGCAUCUGCAACCCCAUCAUCGCCAAGAUGUACCAAGGUGCAGGUGGUGAAGCAGGUGCACCUAUGGAUGAUGAUGCUCCUCCAGCUGGUGGUAGCGGUGCAGGCCCCAAGAUUGAGGAGGUCGACUAAGUGUGUGGAGUGAUCAGUGCUGGGUUUAUAUUUUAGUACAGUACUUCUUAUAUUGGGUACUUUUAAUAUUUUUGCAAUGGUUAAUUGGGCAGUAUAUUGGUUUUUGAGAAUAUAGUAUGCUGUUGAAUUUUCAUCUUUGAUGGCUUUAGAUUAGCGUCCUCGAUUUUGCAUUGUCAAUGUCUAGUUAUUAGAUUCUUUUCUAUGCAAGUAUAUUACUCUAGCCUAUUAUCUUCU
This is a messenger RNA of Nicotiana attenuata, 2305 nucleotides long. RefSeq names its product heat shock cognate 70 kDa protein 2-like. The record is from RefSeq and is a predicted model, not a curated record. Gene Ontology annotation, cellular component: cytoplasm. Bases 125 to 2071 code for a protein of 648 amino acids. Gene Ontology annotation, biological process: cellular response to unfolded protein; protein refolding. Lineage: Eukaryota; Viridiplantae; Streptophyta; Magnoliopsida; Solanales; Solanaceae. The transcript has 2 exons. Gene Ontology annotation, molecular function: ATP-dependent protein folding chaperone; ATP binding; ATP hydrolysis activity.